AUGAGUGCCGGUAAGCAAGCACAAUAUGAUCACCUCAAGGCUCUGCCAACUCCGCUUAAAAACGGGACUGAAUUGCAGUAUGUUCCAUCUGAAUACCAGUUACUUGAUCAUCACAUGUUCGACCGACCCGCAUUUCGGGUCCACUGUCAGCGUCUUCUCUACUUCGUCCUCUUCUACGCCCUUCUUGCAGCCUUCUUCUUCAACUACAUGAGUUGGCUAAUGUACUUUCAGGUAUCACGUGACUACCCAAGGUUGACGGGUACUCACAGUGCCCUAAGCAUGAAUCCCGGCCUCAGCUUCGUGCCUCAGCCGAAUAUCUUUACCAGCCUCAUUCACAUGGAGACAAGCGUGCCCCUGUCGGUAUCAUCAUUGAGCGACUACAUCACGGCCUUCCUGCACUCCUAUCAGGACAACACCGGCUGCACCGAGAGGGAGGACUGUGUGAAGGAAGGCGGUCUGAACCAGGAUCCAGAACGUCCUUGUGCCUAUGACGUUAGUGCUGGGGGACCCUGCAACAUGAUUAGUGGUUUUGGUUAUGACGCGGCGCAACCCUGUUUCGCCCUGAAGAUGGGAAAAAUUUAUGGUUGGUUGCCUGACCCGGUGGACGGAGCGGACGGUGUGCUGGUACGGUGUGAGGGUUACAAUGAGGAUGACACCAACCACCUCGGAGUCAUUCGUUACUUCGAUAUGGACUACAAGUUCUCGGCACUUCCACCGGGAAUAAAUCCCGGCAAGUUGGGCAACGGCACAUUUCGAUCCAUGUACUUUCCCUAUCGGAAUCAGGCUUGCUACCACCAACCGCUGGUGUUUGUGCAGUUUGAUGGUGUGACGAAGCAUACCCUCAUUCGAGUGCGAUGUUACUUGAUUGCAAAGAAUAUUCACGUGGACUUUGGACGUGGUGAAGGCAGUGUCUCGUUUGAAAUACUCGCUGAUUAG
Spirometra erinaceieuropaei is the source of this 936-nucleotide messenger RNA. Lineage: Eukaryota; Metazoa; Platyhelminthes; Cestoda; Diphyllobothriidea; Diphyllobothriidae. The record is from the annotation of a GenBank genome assembly.